GAGCCCAGAAGAGGAUUGACGCAGCUCGGAGGAAGGCGGCUGCGGGCCAGGCCGCCCGGAAUGAAAGACCUCAGUGUCUGAGUUUCCUCCCCCGCCCCCCUCCUCCGCUCCACCGUCUCUGCCCGUAGAGUUUGUUCAGGGCGGUGGUGCACACCUGGCAGUGGAGCUUGGAGCCAAGGCCACGUCUACACUACCCUGUUCAGUGCCCCCUAGAAUUAGGCGAGAUCCUUAGCUCCAAGCGGGGAGUGGCAUCCGCACAGGCGGAACCAGCCUGGCUGACCUGGGGUGGGGCCCACUCCAGGAGUGCAGUGCUGUAACCCCAGAGCUGGGCUCAGCCUGCCUGGCAAAAGACCCCACCUUGAGGCCAUCUGCUAUAUUUCCUGCCUCCUCCCAGUUGACCUUUGUGGGAGGGAGUCAGGGGGCUGCUUACCCCAGGAGGUAUUAGUCACUGAACCAAGGAGCCAGUUUAUACCUAGUGAUGGCAGAGGGACUGGGAAGGUCUGAGUCUGAGCAGACAGAACCCCUUCCUGGGCUCUUGGAGUCCCAAGGCUGCUGCCUUGUUUCCUUCUGUCCAGAACUGUCCAGUCCCCAGACAGCUCGGGGAAGGCAGCGUGGAGCCUAGGGUUCCAUCUUCCCAACCCCCGGUCAGUUAUGGCGCUUGUGCCUCAGUCGUCUCCCCACCUGUACCAUGUGGCAGGCCUUUAAAAUCACCUCAUCUGACCCUCACACUACCACGUGAUAGUUGUACAGUUAUAAACUCCAUGGUAUAGAGUUGGAAACUAAGGCCAAGAGAGAAGUGGUCUCCAAGGCCUAAGGCCAGAAAGUGAUGGUAUCCAGUCUUGGACCAGGGCUGACUCCAGACCCACCCUAUUACCUAGGACGCACCACUGCCUCCCUGACGCCAGAGUCCAGAUCGAAGGAGGCCCUGAGCAGGCAGCCUUGGCCACCUCUGAGUCUCUGUCCUGGGCCAGGCGCGAUGGCAGAGAAGGUGCUGGUAACGGGUGGGGCUGGCUACAUCGGCAGCCACACCGUGCUGGAGCUGCUGGAGGCGGGCUAUGCGCCCGUGGUCGUCGACAACUUCCAUAACGCCAUUCGUGGAGGGGGCUCCAUGCCUGAGAGCUUGCGGCGGGUUCAGGAGCUGACAGGCCACUCUGUGGAGUUUGAGGAGAUGGACAUCUUGGACCAGGCAGCCCUACAGCGUCUUUUUAAGAAGCACAGCUUCACAGCGGUCAUCCACUUUGCUGGGCUCAAGGCUGUGGGCGAGUCGGUGCAGAAGCCUCUGGAUUAUUACAGAGUUAACCUGACAGGAACCAUCCAGCUUCUGGAGGUCAUGAGGGCCCACGGGGUGAAGAACCUGGUGUUCAGCAGCUCGGCCACCGUGUAUGGGAACCCCCGGUACCUGCCCCUGGAUGAGGCUCACCCCACAGGUGGCUGUACCAACCCCUACGGCAAGUCCAAGUUCUUCAUCGAGGAAAUGAUCCGGGACCUGUGCCAGGCGGACAAGGCCUGGAAUGCAGUGCUGCUGCGAUAUUUCAACCCCAUAGGCGCCCACGCCUCGGGCUGCAUCGGCGAGGAUCCCCAGGGCAUCCCCAAUAACCUCAUGCCCUAUGUCUCCCAGGUGGCGAUUGGACGACGGGAGGCACUGAAUGUCUUUGGCAAUGACUAUGACACAGAGGAUGGCACAGGCGUCCGGGAUUACAUCCACGUCGUGGAUCUGGCCAAGGGCCACAUCGCGGCUUUGAGGAAGCUGAAGGAGCAGUGUGGCUGCCGGAUCUACAACCUGGGCACAGGCACGGGCUAUUCGGUGUUACAGAUGGUCAUGGCCAUGGAGAAGGCCUCGGGGAAGAAGAUCCCGUACAAGGUGGUGGCCCGGCGGGAAGGCGAUGUGGCUGCCUGUUAUGCCAACCCCAGCCUGGCCCUCAAGGAGCUGGGCUGGUCAGCAGCCUUAGGGCUGGACAGGAUGUGCGAAGAUCUAUGGCGCUGGCAGAAGCAGAAUCCUUCAGGCUUUGGCGCGCAGGCCUGAGACCCUCACCUACCAGGGACCAGGAAAGGAAGAGAAACAACUGCCUGCUCUCCAGCCUCUGGCAGGAACCCAGGGGCCUCAGA
This is a messenger RNA of Balaenoptera ricei (Rice's whale), 2106 nucleotides long. It is a transcript of the gene GALE, whose product is annotated as UDP-galactose-4-epimerase. The transcript has 10 exons. Gene Ontology annotation, molecular function: UDP-glucose 4-epimerase activity. Gene Ontology annotation, cellular component: cytosol. The record is from RefSeq and is a predicted model, not a curated record. Lineage: Eukaryota; Metazoa; Chordata; Mammalia; Artiodactyla; Balaenopteridae. Bases 827 to 2023 code for a protein of 398 amino acids. Gene Ontology annotation, biological process: beta-D-galactose catabolic process via UDP-galactose, Leloir pathway.